Messenger RNA from Colletotrichum paranaense, 846 nucleotides. RefSeq lists its product as uncharacterized. The transcript has 2 exons. The record is from RefSeq and is a predicted model, not a curated record. Lineage: Eukaryota; Fungi; Ascomycota; Sordariomycetes; Glomerellales; Glomerellaceae. Bases 1 to 846 code for a protein of 281 amino acids.
AUGGCUACAACACAGCACCAGUACGAUGAAGGCCCGGAGCUGGCACCUCAGCAUCAGUACCCCGAGGUCUACCACCCGCCACCCCAGCAGUCGUACUCGGCCUCGCCACAGCCAGAACCCGUGACGCCGAUGAAGCAGGAGGGCUCGACGUACGGGUACCCGGCCUCCGGCGUCGACCAGUCCGUCUACGGCGGCAACCAGUACCAGAACCACGCCGCCGGGGAGACUGCCCCUCAAAAGUCCAGAAAGACCGUCUGCGGCUGCACGUUCCUCGUCUUCCUCCUCUCCGUCAUCAUCGCCGUCUUGGCGGCCGCCGUCAUCGGUCUUGCGGCCGGCACCGGCGUUGAGGCGAGCCGGGCCAACAACGCGAUCCAGGAGCUGGCGGCCAUGUCGGCGUCAGCGACGAGCGGCGGGACGACGGCGACGACGACGGUGACGGUGACAAGCGCCUCAGCGACGGCUACGGGGUUCAACGCCCUCACCAACGGCUGCACCGACUCGAGCGAGACGACGACUGGCCAGACGUACACGACUGACUUUUUCGGCAAGAAGACGUUCACCAUGUACUGCAACAAAAACGCACCCAACUCGCCGUUGAUGUCGCUCUUCACGGCAAACUUUGACAACUGCAUGGACGCCUGCGCAUCCUUCACAAACUACGAGCCCGGGUUCGAGGGCAACGCGUCGUGCACGGGUGUUAGCUUCAUCCCGCUGUGGACGACGAGGGCGGGCGCCGUCGAGGGCAAGGCGCCGGGCAACUGCUACCUCAAGCCGGGGAACCAGACCAAGGGGAACUUGGAGACGCCCAAUAUCGGGACCGAGUGCCAUGCCGCCAUCAUGAGCUAA